UUAGUUAUAAAAAACACAUUUUUCGCCGGUUCCUUUUCGCAUCUUCUGCCGCAGCGAUGCUGCCGACGAGAUCCGCUUCUCUUCUGUCUCGCUUACUCUUUUCCCCGAAUCCAAAUCCAAAUCCAAAGCCAAACCCUAGAAUACUCCGACGCGGCCUCGCGCUAUGGUCGAUGACGAAGGAUCCGGCCCUCGAAUCCGCUCUCUCUCGCAACCGCCGCUGGAUCGUGAACAACCAGAUCAAGCAAAUCCUUCUCCGCUCCCCUACUCGAGUCGACACUGUUCGCUCCCUCCAGAAGAAGUUCAAAACCCUAGACCUCCAGGGCCGUGCCCUUAACUGGCUUAACAAGUACCCUUGCUGCUUCCAGGUCUUCACCGACGACGAUGGCGAGGUAUUCUACGGUUUCUCCAAGCGCAUGGAAGCCCUAGUAGACGAGGAAGAAUCCAUUAAGAUGGCACAAGAGCCUGUCAUGGCCCGCCGCCUUGCCAAGCUUCUAAUGCUGUCUCGCGAUCGCCGCAUCAAUGCCGUCAAACUCACCGAGCUCAAGCGUAGCCUCGGCCUCCCAGACGACUAUGUCGUCCGGGUCCUCGCCAAGUAUCCGGAGCUCUUCCGCGUCACGAAUCGCUUCGGCCGU
Molecule: messenger RNA, 632 nt
Organism: Dendrobium catenatum
Lineage: Eukaryota; Viridiplantae; Streptophyta; Magnoliopsida; Asparagales; Orchidaceae
Product: protein WHAT'S THIS FACTOR 1 homolog, chloroplastic
Exons: 1
Molecular function (GO): RNA binding
Source: RefSeq, a predicted model, not a curated record